AUGAGGAACUUCACAGAGUUCUUGCUGAUGGGAUUCUCUGAUGACCCAGUGCUCCAGAAGGUGUACGCCAUGCUCUUCUCCCUGAUUUACCUGGCAGCCCUGACAGGAAACCUCCUCAUCAUGGUCCUCACCACCACCGACCAGCAUCUCCAAACUCCUUUGUACUUCUUCCUGAAGAACUUGUCCUUCAUCGAUAUCUGCUACAUCUCGGUCACACUUCCUAACUCCAUCAUGAACUCUCUGAUCAAUGCCUAUUCUAUCUCCUUCCUGGGCUGUGCCUUGCAGGUUUUCUUUCUGAUUGUCCUCGGUGGCACAGAGUAUGCGCUCCUUCUAGUGAUGUCCUAUGACCGCUAUGCUGCCAUCCGCCACCCGCUGCACUAUGAGGCUGUCAUGAACAGGGACACCUGUGUGCAGAUGGCAACGUACUCGUGGGUCAGCGGAGGCUUCAACGCAGUUCUGCACACAGCUGCCACCUUCUCUGUGCCCAUGUGUGGGCCUCUUGAGGUCCACCAGUUCUUCUGUGACAUCCCGCAGCUGCUCUCCCUUGCCUGUUUCUCUAACGUCAGGGAGUUGGUAGUCAUUGGGCUCAGCCUCCUGUUGGAUCUUGGCUGCUUUGUGUUCAUCGAUGUUUCUUACUUCCACAUCUUCUCCACCGUGCUGAAGAUGCCCUCCAGAGAAGGCCGCUCCAAAGCAUUCUCCACGUGCCUGCCUCACCUGGUGGUGGUGACUCUGUUUCUGUCUUCUGGGUUUUUUGCCUAUUUGCACCCCCUUCCCGAGUCUCCAACAUCCUUUGAUUUGCUUGUUUCUGUCUUCUACACAGUGGUGCCUCCCACUGUGAAUCCUCUCAUCUACAGCCUGAGGAACAAGGACAUGCAGAAGGCACUGAGAAGACUGCAGCUGAGUUGGUGUCGCCCUGCACGUUAG
Molecule: messenger RNA, 924 nt
Organism: Heterocephalus glaber (naked mole-rat)
Lineage: Eukaryota; Metazoa; Chordata; Mammalia; Rodentia; Bathyergidae
Product: olfactory receptor 14L1
Biological process (GO): G protein-coupled receptor signaling pathway
Cellular component (GO): membrane
Molecular function (GO): olfactory receptor activity; G protein-coupled receptor activity
Source: RefSeq, a predicted model, not a curated record